GAACACGAAAUCACGUGAUAAGAACUGAAGUAUACUGACACCCGAACGUCACGAUUCCCGCUCUAGAGUCAUCUGCUAUGUCCUAUUUUCAGGAAAUUCUGUAUGGAUAAUUUAGCUAGUCACGUAUAUCCGUCUUGAACAGCCAAACUCCUGGGCGUGAACGCGCUAGUUGGCACGUUCACUGGUCUUGGGAUGGGCAUUCUCACUGUCGACUGGUCCAUGAUCUCGUGCAUCAGAAAUCCCUUGGGGACGCCUUGGUGGUCUGAAGCCAACACGGCCGCUGCCCUUGUGAUUUGUUUCUGGAUCAUUACGCCGAUCAUCUACUUCACCAACACUUGGUUUACCACACACUUACCAAUCUCGUCCUACUUGACCUUCGACAACACUGGAUUGCCCUAUGACGCUGCUCAGGUGGUCGCCAAUGCUUCUUUCAACGUCGCGCAGUACGAGGCUUACUCGCCCGUCUUCAUGACGGCAACCAUGGCUAUUGUAUAUGGUGUCUAACUUGUAUUUCAAGUCACCAUCUCUCUACACUUUCGUUCCAUACAUUUCGGCACACGACCUGUAGAUGCAUCCCAACCAAUUGAACGAC
This is a messenger RNA of Suillus plorans, 592 nucleotides long. RefSeq names its product OPT oligopeptide transporter protein-domain-containing protein. The coding region runs from base 193 to 504 and encodes 103 amino acids. The record is from RefSeq and is a predicted model, not a curated record. NCBI's taxonomy places the organism in Eukaryota, Fungi, Basidiomycota, Agaricomycetes, Boletales, Suillaceae. The transcript is spliced from 5 exons. Gene Ontology annotation, molecular function: oligopeptide transmembrane transporter activity. Gene Ontology annotation, biological process: transmembrane transport.